AUGUCCCAUAGUGUUACCAAUGAGUGCUCAAAUCCACCAAACUUGACUAAAGAGAAGGAAACAUCCAAAUCUCCAAAAGGAUUAAAAGUUCUUGCCAUUGAUGACAAUGUUGGUGGAGGUGUAUGUAGAACUUUGAAUAAGCAGUAUUCACCGAUUGUCACAAUUCGACUAGUACAAAGAGUUUGCAUUCAGGGUUAUGGGAAUCAUGAACAAUUUCUUCGUUUUACCAAGGAGUCAAAUUGUGUUGAAUAUUUUGCAGUUACAACCACAAGAGAUGCCAAAGUAGCAUUGGAGAUACUGAGGAAGAACAAAGAGAACUUUGAUAUUGUCAUAACUGAUGUUGUUAGAGAUGAUAUAGAUGGUUUCAAGCUUUUGGAAGCUAUUGGCCUUGAGAUGGAUAUUCCAGUAAUAAUGACAUCUGCAAAUGAUGAGAGAAAAACAAUUGUGGAGGGAAUCAAACAUGGAGCAAGUGACUACUUAGUGAAGCCAAUAAAAAUGGAAGAUGUCAAGAACAUUUUUCAACAUGUUACUAUCAGUAUUAAUAAGAAUAAAGCUACACAAGAUGAUCAUAGUAGUACACCAAUAUCAUGCAAUGACACAAAUGAAUUUGGUGUUCAAGAAUCAAGUUCAUCAAUAUUGCCACACAAAAGAAUAAGCCAACAAGAUAAUGAUGAUGAUGAAGAAACAAAUAAUGAUCAAUCAAGUGAUGAAUCUUGUCCUCCCAGAAAGAAAAAAAAUCGAAUGCGUUGGACUAAAGAAUUGCACAAGAAGUUCAUGGAUGCUUAUUAUCAGCUUGAAGCUGAUACUUUUGAUAAGGUUGUUCCGAAGAGAAUUCUUGAAAUCAUGAAUGAACCUAAGGUAACUAGAGAAAAAGUCGCAAGCCAUCUUCAGAAGUUCAGGAGUGGCUUAAAGAAGCACAAAGAAAAUUUGAACCAAGAUAGUACAAUUUCCACAAGUUGCUAUCCUCCAGGGCACUAUGUCACAAAGCCUGAAAUUCCAAAUAUGUUUGCAAAUCAGAAGCCCUAUCUCGUGCCUCGGACACAACAAAUUCCAAACAUGUUUGCAAAUCAGCAAAAUGCAGCAAAUUUUGCUCCAAUAAGUACCUAUCCACGGCUUGAUAAUUUUAUUUAUCGUCCCGUGUUGGCUACUAAUGCAAUUUCUCAGCCUGAUUUGAAUGGUCUUCAGUAUCAUUAUCAAAAUCAUCACCCGCGGUGGAUAAGGGACGAUGAGAUGUUGAACAGUAUGCCUCAUCAUUCUGUAUAUCUCUAUCCAUAUUCUAGUAUUCCUGUUUCCAUGAAUUAUGUUGGUGCACCGUAUCAUCAAAUGUUUGGAGAUCUUCCAGUUUCACAUCAGAUGACACCUAGUGCACCAUUUGAUUCAUCGGGCCUUGUUGUAAGUUCCACACAUGGACAGGUUCAAGGAGGGAAUUUAGUUAGUUUUAAUGACAGAGGGGUUCAAGAUUUUAGUGUAGGAGCCAAUAGUUCUCCAAUCAACUUUAAUGGUGUUCAAAUAGAUGACAUCAAUGAUGAUUCAGAGAGAAGAAGCAAUGUCCUUGAGAAUAAUUCUAGUUCCUUGGAUGAUGAUGACCUUAGCACAAUGGUACAACAGUUUCAGGACAAUUCUGCUCCAAGAUUGUGAAAGGAGAUGAAACUGCAGAUCAACAUGUAUAAUGAAGUAGCUAAUGAAGUCAAAUUAUAAUGUUUUUAGGUUUUAUUCCUCUUAAUUUAAAUAUAAGAUAUUAGUCAUUGGAGUACAUUUUCCCUUUUAUGUACUUAUUUGUUGAA
Messenger RNA from Capsicum annuum, 1784 nucleotides. Its product is annotated as putative two-component response regulator ARR20. Gene Ontology annotation, biological process: phosphorelay signal transduction system; cytokinin-activated signaling pathway. Lineage: Eukaryota; Viridiplantae; Streptophyta; Magnoliopsida; Solanales; Solanaceae. The record is from RefSeq and is a predicted model, not a curated record. The coding region runs from base 1 to 1638 and encodes 545 amino acids. Gene Ontology annotation, molecular function: DNA binding. The transcript has 8 exons.